Cordyceps militaris CM01 is the source of this 489-nucleotide messenger RNA. RefSeq names its product MarR family transcriptional regulator. The record is from RefSeq and is a predicted model, not a curated record. Bases 1 to 489 code for a protein of 162 amino acids. Gene Ontology annotation, molecular function: N-acetyltransferase activity. Lineage: Eukaryota; Fungi; Ascomycota; Sordariomycetes; Hypocreales; Cordycipitaceae. The transcript has a single exon.
AUGGCCGACGUCCAAAUACGAACGCACCGUCCAGGCGACAUUGGCUACAUCAUCCACCGACACGGCGUGCUAUAUUCCGAGCUCUGCGGCUGGGGCACCGAGUUUGAAGGCUGGGUCGCCCAAAUCAUGGCGUCCUUCAUCGCCAACUACGACGCCGCGCUCGAACGCUGCUGGAUCGCCGAGCGGGACGGUCGGUUCCAGGGUAGCGUCGUGCUGUGCAAAGCCGACGCGCCCAACACGGCCAAGAUUCGCGUCCUCUUGGUCGAGCCAGAGGCACGAGGGCUGGGACUGGGCAAGCGGCUGUCGCAGAUGUGCAUAGACUUUGCGAGGGAAAGGGGGUUUGGAAAGGUGACGCUGGUGACGCAGAGCAACUUGAGCGCAGCACGGGGCAUUUAUACAGCAAUGGGGUUCAAGUGUGUGAGGCGGGCCAAGUCGGAGCAUUUCGAGGCCGUGGAUUCGCAGGAAGAGACGUGGGAGUUGCAGCUAUAA